UAAAACAUUCAGAUUGUCGCGACUGUGUUGAAACUGCAACAUCAAGAAUUGUUUUUGAGUGCCCCAAUGAGAAAGAGGCAAUCAUUUUCUUUGAGGAAUGUACGUUUCGUUUUGCCAACCGUUCUUUUUUCUCCAUUGAGGAAGAAGAACCAAAUGAUUGGUCUUACAGUGAAGCUAUGGUUUCUGACAAAGAUGAGUUCAAUCAGGUACUUACAGCUGCGGUUAGUAGGCCAAUUAAUCAGGCUGCUUUUAAUACUUCUAAAGGAGGUUUUGAUACAGGAAUUACGACAAAUUCUUCUGCGAAUGUGACAUUGUAUUGCCUUGCACAAUGUACACCUGAUAUUCUUGGUAUCCCAUGCCAUAAAUGCCUUGUUGCAGCACUUGGGAAUCUUGUUGAUGAAGGGAAAACGAAGAUGAGUCUUUUCAUGCCUAGUUGUCAGGUUAUGUAUUCUCUUGCUCCUUUCUUCACUAUUGGAAAACGGACACCAAGUUCUUCACCAGUUCCUACAAUUGAUUCCCCUCCAAAUGUACCAUAUGCUCAAGUUCCGUCUGUGUCUCAAAGAAAGAGUAAACUGUUCAUUGCUGUAGGAGUUGCUGCUGCUUUAGGAUUGCUUGUGUUUCUUUUUGCUGUUUGGUUUUGGUUGCGUAAGAGAAAGGCGAGUGAGGAGCGCAAACAAGAUGAGUCGUUUGUUGGACAAAUCAAAGAAAUUUCAAACAAUGUGCAUAGCACAUUUACAUAUGAAGACUUAGCUUUGGCAACUGAAAACUUUUCCAGCGUUAAUCUUGUUGGUCAAGGUGGUUUUGGAUAUGUCUACAAAGGAGUCUUGUCUAAUGGCAAAGAAAUUGCAGUCAAACAGUUGAAAACCGGAAGUUCUCAAGGAGAGCGCGAGUUUCAGGCAGAGAUCGAAACAAUUAGUCGUGUGAGUCAUAAACAUCUUGUUUCACUCUUUGGAUAUUGCAUCUAUGGAGAUCAACGUAUGCUUGUGUAUGAGUUCAUCCCAAACAAGACCUUAGAGUUCCAUUUACAUGGAGAAGGAAUAGAACCUAUGAGUUGGGCAACAAGGCUGAAAAUUGCUGUAGGUUCUGCGAAAGGAUUGGCUUAUCUUCAUGAGGACUGCCAUCCGAAAAUCAUACACCGAGAUAUCAAGGCAGCAAAUAUUCUUAUUGAUGAUCAGUUUGAAGCAAAGGUUGCAGAUUUUGGACUCGCGAAGUUUUUUUUAGACACAGAUACUCAUGUAUCUACUAGAGUAGUGGGAACUUUUGGUUACCUAGCUCCAGAGUAUGCUGCAAGUGGGAAACUUACUGAGAAAUCCGAUAUAUUUUCCUUUGGAGUUGUGCUUCUGGAAUUAAUUACAGCAUGUCGACCUCUUGAUAGAGCUCGUCUCUUCAUGGUUGAUAACAUUGUUGAAUGGGCAAGGCCUUUGUUAACACAAGCUCUUGAAGGUGGAAGCUUUAAUGAUCUUGUUGAUCCUAGUUUAAAAGAUUACAUUCCAUGUGAGAUGGCUCGAAUGAUUGCGUGUGCUGCUGCAUGUGUUCAGGUGUCUGCAAUACAACGGCCUCGAAUGAGUGAGGUAGUACUAGCUCUUGAAGGGAACUUGUCACUUGAAGAUCUGUUGAAAGAAAGCACUGCAGAUAACAGAAUGAUAAACGGAAGUUCAGAUUACAAGUCCGGUGUUGAGCACAAGGAAGCUUCAAACAAAUGGGAGAAAGAAGCUCUUCAAAGCUAUGCACAAAGUACUGGUAUGUACAGUGCAAACACAAGUGAGGCCAUAUCUACAUCGAGUAAUGAAAAUCAACAAGAUACACAGGAGAUAAUGAAAAUGGCUAUUAUAAACAAACCACGGUGAAAUUCUUUUGGAAUGAAUAGACUAACCAUUGAUUCUAAAAUCAAGAAAAUUCUUCAAAAUGUGUCUGCUACUAAGUUUAUUCUGAUUGAUGAACUUGAGAAAAAUUCAAUCAAUUUCUCUCGAUUUCUUGCUUCUUUCGCUCAUUUCAACUUCUUAUGGACUUGUGGUAUCAGGUGCACAAGUUUUAUAUUCUUGGUUCAACUGAAUCAUGCAUUUCUAGCUCUUUGUUGUUUUCUGCAGCUGUUAUAUCUUCAUCUGAUCAAAACCUUAAGCCUCUGUUUGCUUUCAAUGGAGACAAUUGAUCAGUGGUCUAUUAGACUAUGUAUUUGCAAACAAUAAUAAAGCUGAACAUACACACGAAACAUAAGUUUGAUGAAAAUAUCAGUAGAAAAGUUUGAAUAUUUGAUCCGAUAUAAGAAGACUGAAUAUUUGUGUGUGAUCAGUAGCCUAAUAUUGGAUUGAAUAUGGAUAAAGAGUUUCUAACAUUGUAUCUGAAUAUAACACUAGAUCAAAAUGAAUGAAGAAGAAGUUUGUGGACUAGUCUAGCCAGGCAUAGCAUAUACUUGUAAACAUAUAGUCAGGCAGUUUUAUGUAUUUGAAGUAAAUCUAUUAUUAAGGAGGCAUUUGGUUCGUAGGGUGGUAUAAGUGUGUUUCGAAUCAAAAAUCAAACCAGGAUGGUGCGGAGUUGGAACAGUGGGCACAACUUGGUCAAAGCCCUUACCUACACCAUUGCAACCGCGCUAUCAUGAUUGUGGAAAAAUUGUGUCAUGAUUGCA
Molecule: messenger RNA, 2623 nt
Organism: Beta vulgaris subsp. vulgaris (sugar beet)
Lineage: Eukaryota; Viridiplantae; Streptophyta; Magnoliopsida; Caryophyllales; Amaranthaceae
Product: proline-rich receptor-like protein kinase PERK15
Exons: 9
Coding region: 177-1847 (556 amino acids)
Biological process (GO): protein phosphorylation
Molecular function (GO): protein kinase activity; ATP binding
Source: RefSeq, a predicted model, not a curated record